AUUAGGAAGUCCUCUCUGUCUCUCCAGCCUGACAAAUAAUGUCUGUCAUUAUAUACAUCUUCACUUCAUUGGAUCUUUAGAGGUUUUUUCUUCAUCCACAACAGGAAGUUGACAAUCUUCAAGAACUGAUUUACAUAUGGCCAUCGUCGCUUCAUCAAAUUAGCGAUUUUUGGGACCUGAAUUUCACCCUCAGCGAUCAAAAAUUCCAAGCCCACUGGAAAUUCUUUCGUCGUCUUUCACCCUAUUGCCAGAUACCCCAGCGCCUGGCAAAAUGUUGCUUUAAUUGAACGAGAAAAACCAAGAAGUGCCCAUCCUUGGUCGUGAAAGCCUUCCCGAGGAACUCAUCGAGGAUAUCUUAGUGCAUCUUCCAGCCAAAUAAAUUGGUCAGUUUAGGUGUGUUUCAAAAUCAUGGCGAUCUUUUCUCUCGAACCCUCAAUUUAUAAGAGACCACCUUAAUUUUCACAACCUUCAUGACCCUGAAGAACUCAUAGUAAUGGAUUUAGAAUCCUUGUGGUGACGCUCUCUACUGAUCAGAGCACUGAUAGGAGUAGGAACAGUCGGGUUUCAAGAAGAGUGGUUUGUCCAUUUCAACGAGAAAUGUUGGGGAGGAGGUGUAAGGUGGAAAGUUCAUGCCAUGGUUUGGUUCUGAUAAGCAAUGAAUGCAGUAAAUUUUUGAUGAAUCUCAUUACUUCGGAGGCGAUUAAACUACAACCAUUUGGCUUUUUCAAGGCAUUUUUUGAACAUUAUGUGCAUGUUUUAGGAUAUAAUGAUACUAAUGUUGACUACAAGAUUGUCACCAUUUUGUGUUGCCGUGCUCGUCUUGAGCCCGAGCUCCCCAAAACAAAAGUGGAUGUUUACAGUGUGAAAACGAAAACUUGGAAGAGCCUACCGGAUUCUUCUUAUGAUCAUUAUGAAUCUUUUGAAUCUUUUGGUUAUGGUCAGGAUGGAGUGUUGCUGAAUGGAUAUGUGCAUUUGUUGGCUACUGACAAUCAGACUCAAGUCUCAUCUCCCGCACCUACGGUUACUACUGUUUUCAACUUGACCCAUGAAAGAUUUGACAAAGUAGUGCCAUCUCCUAAAGAUAUUGCUAACAUUCAUUGUGGUAGACUCACUACUUGUGGUGGAUGUCUUGCAUUGAUUCUUUGUUACUAUUACUAUGAUUUUGAUGUGUGGGUGAUGAAGGAUUGCGGGGUGCAAGAGUCUUGGACUAGAUUUACCAUCGCUUGUCGUCCAUAUGGAGGUUUUUCCGGAUUUAGACCGACUUAUCUUCUGAGUGAUGACAAGGUUGUUUUUGUGGUGGAUUGUUGGAAGUGGGUUGCGCUUACUCCGUCAAGUGGAGUAUGGAGGGAUCUAGAAAUGGUUGGGUUCCCAAAUGAAAAUGUGUAUGAUAUAUUGACUUUUAAAGAGAGUCUCUUGUCUCCUAAUUACGGGUCUUAAGUAAAGAAGCAUAAUCCUCCUGAUUACAUAAGCAAAUGGGAAGCGGAUUCACUUUGAUUUUUAU
Oldenlandia corymbosa var. corymbosa is the source of this 1501-nucleotide messenger RNA. NCBI's taxonomy places the organism in Eukaryota, Viridiplantae, Streptophyta, Magnoliopsida, Gentianales, Rubiaceae. The record is from the annotation of a GenBank genome assembly.